Messenger RNA from Musa acuminata AAA Group (dessert banana), 3885 nucleotides. Its product is annotated as protein ALP1-like. The transcript is spliced from 4 exons. The record is from RefSeq and is a predicted model, not a curated record. The coding region runs from base 1931 to 3091 and encodes 386 amino acids. Lineage: Eukaryota; Viridiplantae; Streptophyta; Magnoliopsida; Zingiberales; Musaceae.
CGACGUUCACCGAACAAGGCCGCAAACCAUGCCAGUUGCAGGUCCUCCUGCUCCGUCCACGGUCCCCUUCGCAUCUCCUCCUUCACCAUCACCAUUCUCCUCGCGCACAUAUAUGUCUAUUACGGAGGCCCUUCAGAUCAUAAUAGCAACGACUAAAAGCACGGAGGGGGAUGAGAUAUGGUGGAGCUCACUGUGUGGUGCUCCUCUUCGUUGGUGAGGCAUGCACACAGCUCAUCCGGAGUUCUGAUUCGGUAGCCGACGCUGGUACGGCUAACCCUUCGUCGCCGGCUGGGGCCCACGGAGUGGGACCCCGAGAGCAGAAAUAGAAAGAAAAGGCCAAGGUUCUUGACAUGUCGACAUGGUGGUGCUUAUCGCUAUCCUGUUCCUCACUAACGUUCUCGCCUUGUCCUCCUGCCUGCUGGGUUUCACGGCGACGCCUCUAGUUGCCGGUGUCAUCGAUGGCUCUGCGGAAACAUCAACCCGACGUGGUCUCUCCCGUCCUGCUGUGGGCGUGGCAGGUUGCACUUUGUCUCGGUCAGUGGGUGGGUGAUAUUUCAUGUCAAGGAUCACCAUCGAGUGCCUCUUUGAUCCAAUCUAGUCUCCUCCAGGCACACCCCAAGGUCAUAUUAAUGCCUUGUUGCAUCCCACAUCUUGUCGACUGGAGAUAUGAUACCCAGAUAGAUAUUUUCCUCAUCGUCUUUUGAUCAGAUCCACGGCAAUCCAGCGGCACUCUCUCUCGCACGCCAUUGCGUUGACCCCAACAAGUAUACAAUAGACUGGUGCGGAACCCAAAGCAGGCGCGCCAUGGAUUAUUCUGAGACCUAAUCUCAAUUUGGUACGGAGGCCUGACCAUCUGGAUUUGGUUCCUUGCUUCAGUUUGCGUGCUGUUCAUGAAUGCAGAGGCCUGUGCAAGGGACCACCUCCUUCCUCAACUUUUACGCCCAUUUAAGAUGGACAGGUUCCUGGACGCUGAAGCCAAGCUCGAGGAUGCACACAUUGGCCGACUCAGACAGAGAAAGAGACUGUCAUAGAUUUGGCAUUUAUACCUCCCUUUCAAUCACUGGUUCUACUUCGGGCUUGAAUGGCAAUGCAGAAGGGCCAUGCUUCGGAUUUGCUUAAGUAGAGGAUCUCACAGUUUUCCGCCACGGGAAACUGCUUCUAUCAUUGCCGGAUCAUACACAGACCUGCGAUCAAACACCUGCAGGACAUUGUCGUCAAACAAGAUUUCCCACUGGGCAUACGAUAGGAUGGUGAGCGCAUAAGAUCCAUUAAAUGAAGCCCAUGGGCCGCCAGCUGCGUGCCGCAAUUAUUUGUCCGAGCCGCCGAACAGGAGACAGGAAGCACCGCGAGUCGUCGUCCGACACGCACACGACUUUUCGGCUUCCUGAAUGAAUCCCUUGCGUGUCACGCAGGGGCGUGAAGUGGCUCGGCUUGACCAAGCCAACAACUCUUCUCGAGGUCGCAACGCACCGAAGCCCCGUUCGCAACGCCUGACUCCAUAUUUGGUGGCUGCACCGCCCCAUGACAAGAAAUCCUCAUUAGAUACUGCUUUGCUGCUGCUCUCGACCCUCAUCAUCCAUGGAAACAUUGUGUUGUGCAUGCCAUGGAAGCAACAGCAGAAGCAGCGGCAUUCUCUCCCCUACUAACCUUUUCCCUCUGCCGCUCUCUCCCUCUCUUCUUUCCUGCUCUGUAUACUAGCCUUGCAUGCCCGCGCUAGGCACCCUUCGCUGCUACCCGCAUCCUGUCCCCACUCAGAGAGAUCUGCUUUGUCUUUCUCCUCUCCUCUUCGCUCUUCUCCUGAGGAGCCCGGUGACCUGUCUCUCUCUGUCUUACUCUGUAUCUUCCUUUCUCCAGUUCAAGAUUUCUUUGGUGUGCGCUGAUCCUUCUCGGUGAGCUCUGGAAUCCGGUUUGGGGUGGUAGAGUCGUGAUCAUGGGCCCCGUUAGAGGGUUCAAGAAGAGGAAGAGGGGGAAGACAAACGUGGCGGCCUCCGCGUCGACGGCGGCGGGGCAGGGUGGCGAUGAUUGGUGGGUUGACUUCUCAAGAAGGAUUACAGGACACUUAUCUGAAGAACCAAGAAAAUUUGAGUCGGUUUUCAAGAUAUCAAGGAAAACAUUCGACUACAUAUGCUCAUUGGUCAGGGAUGACUUGAUGGGAAAAACAUCAAAUUUUGCUUUUGCGGAUGGCAAAUUUCUGUCUGUAGAAGAUCAAGUUGCUGUUGCUUUGAGAAGAUUAAGCUCUGGUGAGUCACUAUUGAAUGUUGGAGUAUCAUUUGGGAUGAACCAGUCAACUGUCGCCCAAGUGACAUGGCGGUUUGUGGAAGCUAUGGAAGAGAGAGCUCUCCACCAUCUCAAAUGGCCAACCACUCAAGAGAUGAAAGACAUUAAGUCCAAGUUUGAAAAGAUCUGGGGUUUGCCAAACUGUUGUGGUGUCAUUGAUGCAACCCACAUUAUGAUGUGCCUAUCUACAGUAGACUCUUCCAGUAAAAUAUGGGUUGACCAUGAGAAUAACCACAGCAUGGUGUUGCAGGCUAUCAUUGACCCUGAUAUGAGGUUCCGAGAUAUAGUCACCGGCUGGCCUGGGAGCAUGAAUGAGUUGCCAGUGUUACGCAGCUCAGGCUUCUUUAAAAUGUGUGAGAAAGGCGCAAGGCUGGAUGGAGACACGGUGGAGCUUCCCAAAGGUUUAGAAUCGAGGGAGUACAUAAUUGGAGACUCAGACUUCCCCCUUCUUCCAUGGCUUCUCACUCCCUACCAGGGGAAGGAUCUUUCGGAUGCGAAAACCGAGUUCAAUAAAAGACUUUCUGCGGCCGGGGUGGUGGCACAGAGGGCAUUGGCAAGGCUGAAGGCUAUGUGGAAGAUCAUUCAAGGGGUGAUGUGGAGACCCGACAAACAUAGACUGCCAAGAAUAAUUCUCGUCUGCUGCUUGCUGCAGAACAUAAUAAUCGACUUGGAUGAUGAAGUGAGACAUGAGAUGCCGUGGUCUCAUGAACUUGACACAAGUUACAAGCAGCAACUCUGCGACAUGGCCGACAAUAAUGGAGUCACACUACGAGAUCAAUUGUCCCAGUAUCUGUCUUGUAGAUUGCCACCUUGAGGUGAACGUUGAACUGCUUUCUUUCUCUCUGACCAUAUGCCCAACAAAGGGUAUUGAUAGACGUCUAUCGAACAGCGUUUGUUUUUCUUUCAUCGGAUUCGAUGGCCAAGAGGCAGUUUGUUUGUGUGUGUCAAGUAUAUUGCCUCUUCCAAUGAGACUUCCGGGAUGAGCUAGAGUUCUCCAUUUGCGGACCGACAAGAAGGGAACAGCCCUUAAGUUUUGUAGGAGGGUAUGCUGAACCUAAGAUCGAUUGGCAAUUAGCAGGGAACAGUUCUCAGUCCUAUUCACAGUUGACAGAAAACCUAAGAGCAACUCUACAUUUGCCGAAAAGAAAGACUCAUUACAUUAGUUUCUAUUUCUGUGAAAUCCUAAUGCAUUCAGUCUCUGUUUCUUUACGAUCAUGAUGACAAUCUGCAGGUUGAUGAUAAAUAAUGGAUUCUGACUCCUACAGCAUCCUUUUCUGUCUUAGUAUUGUGCAUGAACUGUUAAUUAUACAUGUUGAAGUCAAAUCAUCCUCACAUGGAAGGAACAAUGACCAUGUCUUCAAUCCAGUAGGUCAGAAUGGAGAGGGAUGGGUUGGCUUGCUUAGGGGACAUAUGCAGUGUCUUGCAGAAUGCAUCAUGACCGAGUGAUGUUGUCAUGUCUUACCGGUGUUACAGCCACACGAGUAGCUGCCUUGCCGUUUCUUUCUUUUCCAUAUAAAGCAAGACGACGUCGACUUGCCCAGCAAUGGGGAAUGUAGAUUCUGCCAAGCUUGCUAUUCUUUCUUAUCUUUUUGAGCAGCUGUUAGGAUG